AUGGCUACGUAUACCAACUCGGCGAACUGUGGGAGACGGUGCCCCCAGCCGCUUCCCCGCAUCCUGUCCACGGAGGAGAUUGUGCCAACGAUGGAAAGAAUUAUUAGCCAAUAUGAGGCUGCUCGGAAUUCUGUCUUGAAUAAUGUCACUGUUGAAACCGCGUCUUUUGCGUCGGUUUUGCAGCCAAUCGUGGACGUUGAGCAAGAGACCAACGGCGAGAUUGGGGUGAUUUGGAUGCUUCAAUAUGGUGCACCAGAGAUUGCAACACAAGAAGCUGUCCAUAAGGCGCGCCAGCUCUUUGUUGCAGCAGAGGGCUGUUGGAAUUCCGAUGACAGUAUGUACAAACUGUUGGUGGCUGCCCGCGACAACAGCGACAAAGACGCAAAUCCAGAUGUUGCUUCCAAAUUGCUUCUCGACCACACUCUGCUUCGGUACAAGCUAGCAGGCUGCGGCGCCAAAGCAAAUCGCAACAAUGAGACGCAGGAAUCAUUUAGUAAGGAGUCAUUAGAUCUCAGCAACGCCCUGUCAACUACUCUGAGCAACAUUGCACAGGAAAACGAUGGUAUGUGGUUUGCUGUUGAGGAGUUGGAAGACCUUCCAAGCGAUGAGCUCAGUCGCAUCAAACAAAAAAGACAACUAGAAAUCGUACCCCAUGAACAAGGCAAGGAGAUGAUAUUUGUGCCCUUCUCUAACGGUGGUACGAUUGCCGUCUUGACCUUUAGUGGGAAUCAACAAGUGCGCAAACGGAUGUACCUGGCUGACCAGCGGAAGCUACAGAAAAACAUCCCUAUUCUCCAGGACAUUGUCGUGAAGCGCCAAAGGCUCGCCAAGAGACUUGGUUACGAAAGCCAUGCACAUAUGCGCAUGGAGGAUCGUCUUUUGGCAGGGCCGGAGCAAGUGCACGAGCUUCUUGAGAGCCUGACCGACGGCUUGAUACGCCGAGGGCGUGAAGAAUUGGAUGUUAUUCAACGAGCUCGGUUAAAGGACAUGCGCCAAAGACAGAACGUGAGCAGCAAUGGACAUUCAGUUGCCAAGUCUGCGUUUCCACCAUGGGAUCUAAAGUACUAUCAGAACAUUGUCAACAUCGACCGCAACAUUGACCAAUCCAAGAUUGCAGAGUAUUUUAGUAUGGAGUAUGCCAUUCCAGCUAUGCUCCAGAUAUUUAACACGACACUGGGCCUACAAUUUGAUCCCAUCCCAGAUGAUCAGAUGCAAAGAAACGAGAAAUGGGACGACUCUGUGACAGCGUUUGCUGUGUGGGAUACUCGCUCUUCGUCCGACGAGGCGACAUUUGUUGGAUAUCUCUAUUUCGAUGUUCUAUGGAGGCCAAACAAGUUCCGUGGCGCCCACAACGUAACAAUGGAAUAUGGUUUUGAACGUUCAAAUGGUGACAGAAAGUACCCGUCGACCAUUGUUAUGAGUGCUUUUCCGACUGCGAGUGGCGACAGUCGCUUAGUUUUAUUGAAGCACCAUCAGUUGCUUACCGUAUUUCAUGAGCUUGGUCACGCCAUCCACAGUCUCGUUUCCAGAACCAAAUACUCGCGAUUCCACGGCACUAGUCUCCCACCCGACUUUGUUGAGAUUCCAAGCUUAAUGCUCGAAAACUGGUGCUGGAUGCCCGAGGUCCUCAAAUCCAUGAGCACUCAUUACAGCUACCUGUGCCCAGAGUAUCUCGCCAAAUGGAAGGCCGAAAAUCCUGGCAAAGAGCAGCCGCCAAAAGAAAUCCCAGAUGCGAUUGUCGAUGCGCUUGUGAAGUAUCGCUACGCAAGUCGUGGGUUAUACCAUCUGUACCAAUUAAGCAUCUCUCUCUUCGAUAUGGCUAUCCAUAGCCCCAGCAGCGCAGUAGAAGCUACGGCCGUGAAUGUUCAAAAGCUCUGGUACGACAUCCGAGAAAGAAUUGAAGGGCUAGAUUUUACUGAGGUGAGGGACAUCGGGUCUGAGCUAGUCGCAUUCAAUCAUCUACUGGGUGGAUUUGACGUGGCGUACUACUCUUAUCUCUGCUGCUCGUCCUUUGCGCAGGAUUUAUUUCAGAACUUGUUUGUAGAGGAGCCCAUGAACCCAGAGGCGUGGGAUCGCUACCGCCGAAUUAUUCUACAGCCAGGGGGCGAGCAUCUAGCUCUCUACAAGUUGGUGGAAGAAGCCCUGGGGCAUUCGCCGGAUCUGACGGCUCUAAUUAAGCCACUACGAAAUGCGGUACUCUGAGUACGUAGGUUUCUUUUUUCAUGCAAAAGGAACAGCGCUGGUGUAAAGAGAAUUUGCUGAGUGCAAGUAUUGGUGGAAACCAUCUGCUUGCAACACCCAGCACCGGCUAACUUCUCUGCGCAGGGAGACAUCGAUUUUGUUGCUGCCGGUGCUAACAAGACAAAAUCAAAACUCUUAUUUAUGCGGCUAUAGCAUGAACAUAACCCGAAGCAGUCCCUCAUCAAUAGCCGAAGCGGUUGCUCCGUGUGGCUAUGUCACCGGGAAUAAAAUCUAGGCAACAUCUACAACAGGAAUUUUAAUAAACCCGCCGUGCACAUCUUCUCCACAUCCACUUGCCUAAUAGGGUAUGCUUCUUGCUCAUAAAUCUAUGCCUCUUUAUUAUGACCCCUGCGGGUCACGCACUUUAAGCUUAACAAGGU
Messenger RNA from [Torrubiella] hemipterigena, 2621 nucleotides. Lineage: Eukaryota; Fungi; Ascomycota; Sordariomycetes; Hypocreales; Clavicipitaceae. The record is from the annotation of a GenBank genome assembly.